Agrilus planipennis (emerald ash borer) is the source of this 2708-nucleotide messenger RNA. Its product is annotated as discoidin domain-containing receptor 2-like. Bases 23 to 2704 code for a protein of 893 amino acids. Gene Ontology annotation, molecular function: ATP binding; collagen binding; protein tyrosine kinase collagen receptor activity. The transcript has 15 exons. Gene Ontology annotation, biological process: multicellular organism development; protein phosphorylation; cell surface receptor protein tyrosine kinase signaling pathway. Gene Ontology annotation, cellular component: signaling receptor complex. The record is from RefSeq and is a predicted model, not a curated record. Lineage: Eukaryota; Metazoa; Arthropoda; Insecta; Coleoptera; Buprestidae.
GUCCUGCUACGAGCCGCUUGGAAUGGAAUCCGGCGCAAUACCUGAUGAGGCCAUUACCGCCAGCUCCUCUUACGUACCGAAUGUCGGCCCCAAAAAUGGAAGGUUGAGAAUAGAACGUGCUGGGGGAGGCUGGUGUCCUAAACAACAGGUAGAAAAGGGUGUCCGGGAAUAUUUGCAAAUAGAUCUCGGGGAUGUAAAUGUAAUAACCGGGAUCGAGACGCAGGGGCGCUACGACAGGGGCCGAGGACAAGAGUACACAGAGGAGUACACCUUGGAGUACUGGCGACCUGGAUUAGGAAAAUGGAAGGAGUAUCGGCGAUGGGACGGCAAACAGGUUCUAAGAGGAAACAGCGACACAGCGACAGUGGAAAGCCAUAAACUAAUGCCUCCAAUAUUUGCAAGCAAGCUAAGAAUUUUACCGUACAGUGUCCACCGCAGAACGGUGUGCUUGAGGGUGGAGUUAUUGGGGUGUCUUUAUGAUGGAGGAGUAAUUUCUUACUCAGCUCCGACAGGUUCUGAUCCAGAUCUGGGUUUAGUGGACAGCUCCUACGACGGCGAAACAUCUGACGGACAGUUGUACAACGGCUUAGGGCGACUGGUCGAUGGAGAAAUCGGAGCUGAUAACUUUCGUUUAGACAUAGGCUACGGCAAGGGUAAUGGUUGGGUAGCAUGGAAGAAUAGUAGCUCGUUAUUAGGAUAUAUAGAGCUCGUUUUCCAGUUUGAUGAAGUUAGAAAUUUUUCUUCGGUACAUUUAUUUACAAACAACUAUUUUACGAAGGGGGUGCAGGUAUUCUCGAUGGCGAAGAUAAUGUUCAGCGUGGGCGGUCAAUUUUAUAACGGCCCCACUUUGUCAUACUCAUAUAUGCCGGAUCGGGUUAUGGAGAGUUCCCGCAACGUCACAAUCAAUCUUCAUUAUCGCAUCGGCCGCUUCGUAAAAAUGAGACUCUACUUUGCCUCCUCGUGGAUUAUGUUAAGCGAGAUCGUCUUCGAUUCAGUGCCCAUUGCCUGGAACAUUACGGAAGAGGAGGAACCACAAAAUGCCGAACACGAGGUCGUCAUCAAUUCUGUUGGUCAGAGUAACUUCGAUGCCUUCGAGACAAUAACAGCACGCAAGAAGGAAGGUUCUUAUACCGAGGUUGUAGUUGGAGUGCUAACGGCAAUAAUGCUUCUCCUUCUGGUUGUUUUUGUGGUCAUUCUUCUAGUCAGCCGACGGCAUAAGCUCCAAGGAUCUCCUACGCUCUUAAGAAAUCCUUUCGGGGUCACGCUCAACAUGAAGGGUCUCUUAAUGAACUUUUCCUCGGCUAAUAACACCGAAGGAAGCGACCAUCCAACACCUUUGAGUCAAGGACCGCCGAGUCAUCACAAUUCAAUACAUUCAGCAAAUUGUACCGAUCAGUAUCAGACGCCUUUAGUAAACUCGUAUUUCUCAGACAAGAUAGAAGUGAUGAAGGAUUUCACCACGAUGCCAGAACCGGUUCUGUCAUUGGAAACACCUCCACCCAUGGACAUGACCGAAGGAUACUGGCAAGAAGGUCCUGUAUACAUCGAGGAAUCACCUCCGCACUACCACAGCCUACAGGGGACUCCUAAUGCUAGUCCCAAAUCGAAUCUUAUCGAUUUGGGGAGCUUCUUUCCAAAAGUCGAUGGAAGUAAAACAACGAAGAAACGAUAUCACACGGCGCCACGUGAAAAACAAAGGAUCCUGCCACCUGUGGUAUGCUGGAACAUAGCUCCAAGCAUGGGCCAUAAAUAUUGCUGUAAGGAAGAAGAACUUAUUCCGAUUCCAAGAUACUGUCUUAAACCCUUGGAGAAAAUAGGGUCGUGUCAUGCAGGAGAAAUAAGACUGUGCGAGACUGAAAGACUAGAAGACAUAAUUGCCGGUGUUGGGCGUUUAGUGGUCGUCCGAACGCCAUCCCCUGUGGAAACCAACAGGGUGAAAAACAACGUAGUAACAGCGUCAAUAGAAUCAUUACGAGAACUUCGAUUUCUCGCUGGUUUGACAGAUCCCAGCCUUUGUAGGGUGUUGGGGGUCUGUACAGCAGAACAACCCCCUUGGACUAUAAUCGAAUAUGGCGAUAUGGGGGACCUUGCCGAAUAUUUACAAUUUAUUAUUAAGAAAAGUGGAAGUACGAGAUGCUCUAGCACCAAUCCGUUAAGCAUCGGCUGUUUAAUUUUUAUGGCCACUCAAAUAGCCUGGGGAAUGAGGUAUUUGGAAUCGAAGCACGUCGUUCAUAAAGACUUAGCUGCAAGGAACUGUUUAGUAGGACGAGGCUACGUCGUGAAAAUAGCCGACGUUGCCAUGUGCAAACCGCAAUACAAAAAAGACUAUGCAGAAAUCGGGGGUCGACCUCCCGCACCCAUCAGAUGGCUUCCGUGGGAAAGCAUCCUCCUGGAUCGAUACCUUUGCUCAAGCAGCGUGUGGGCGUUUGCAGUGACGCUUUGGGAAAUAUUACAUUAUGCUUGCGAGAAACCAUUCCACCAUUUGACUAACGAGCUAGUUAUUCAGAACGCCGAGCACAUGUAUUACGGUGGAGAACUUCAGGUACUUCUAAAUAAACCUACAAUUUGUCCAUCGGAACUUUACGAACUUAUGUGCCAGUGCUGGAGAAGGGAGAACACAUCAAGGCCUACUUUCAAGCAAAUUCACCUUUUCCUUAAACACAUGAAUAAAGAUUUUGUACCUUCAGAUCUAAUUGUGUCAUAGUAUU